This is a messenger RNA of Hypomesus transpacificus, 1017 nucleotides long. RefSeq names its product microsomal glutathione S-transferase 1-like. The transcript is spliced from 4 exons. Lineage: Eukaryota; Metazoa; Chordata; Actinopteri; Osmeriformes; Osmeridae. Bases 134 to 589 code for a protein of 151 amino acids. The record is from RefSeq and is a predicted model, not a curated record. Gene Ontology annotation, cellular component: mitochondrion; membrane. Gene Ontology annotation, molecular function: glutathione transferase activity.
GCCUUUAACCAAGUGUCUCAGUGACACUUCUUCCUGUGUCAAACGUGAACAGUCUGCGACUUUGACUUCCUGCUGACAUUUGAAAUCAAGGAUUCAAGCAGUGGGUUAAAUAGACCAAGAAGAGUGAGCAGUCAUGGCACAUCUAAUUGACAAUGAGGUCUUCCUUGCCUUCUCCACUUACGCCACCAUAGUGAUCCUGAAGAUGAUGCUAAUGGCUCCAAUGACAGGGUUCUUUCGUUUUAAAAACAAGGCUUUUUCAAACCAGGAGGACCUUUGGUUGGCUAAGAAUCCAGAGGAGAAGAAGAAGAUGUUGCGGCCCGACGAUCAGGUGGAGCGUGUUCGGAGAUGCCACCAGAAUGACCUGGAGAACAUCAUUCCCUUCAUCGUGAUUGGCCUGCUCUAUGCCCUGACUGGACCGGACCUGGCCACCGCUGUGCUCCACUUCCGGGUCUUCGUGAUCUCCAGGAUCUGCCACACGGUGUCCUAUGUGCUGGUUCUGCCCCAGCCCAGCAGAGCUCUGUCCUGGGUCACGGGCAUGCUCACCACUUUCUCUAUGGCCUACAAGGUCCUCAGCCCCCUCCAUCUUUAAAGGACACAUUUUGUCUUUGGGAUGACACCUGUGCACACACACCCUUCCUAACAUGACUAAGAGACACAAGCUUCAUAUACAGUACAUCAAAUUAAAGUAUAUUCAUCAAAUUCUCAUUAAAAAAAAGAUUUCAUUUUGUACUAAGCAGCAAAGUUAUGUGAUGUUCCAGCAGAGUUAAAGAUACAAUAGGUACGAUAUAAAUUUUAAUUUUAUUUUUUUGAAGCAGCCGGCUACAUUCCAGAAAUCCUGUUCCAGCCAAUCGCAUAUGGCUAAGGUGACUUUCCUUGUCUUUGUUUGUGAAACCACCGACAGUUAAACUCUAGCUGGAUGAACAUGCUAAACAAGAACUGGGGGCGCUAUUUCUCAUACUGAAUUUAUGUUCUACUAUUACCUUGUGCAGCUUUAAAUAAACAUAUAGACGUUCAAUA